AAGGCAGCCAAUCGGAGGAGCGCUUCAGGCAGUUGGACAGGCAGUGUAUAAAAGGUAAACAUGAUGUGUGAAACACACACUUGUUGCCCACAGAAAGACCUUCAUACACUGGGAGUCAUGAAGCUGACUGUGCUGCUGAGCUGUGUCUCUAUGCUGCUCUAUGCCUCUGUCCUCUCCCAGGAGGAUGAGACCGUGGCCCAGUUUGCAGACAGUGAUGAGACCAUGAUGUCUGGAGCUCCAGAACCCGAGUCUGAAUUCAGAGAGGCUGCCUGCGGCAAGUAUGAAGGACCCUGCACCAAGGAGUUUGAUCCAGUCUGUGGCAGUGAUGGGACCACCUAUGGCACAGAGUGUGUUCUCUGCCUGCACAACAGGAAAGAGAAGAAGAAUGUGAAGGUAGCAUUCAAAGGAGUGUGCUCUCAUUAACCAACUGUGGUGGACACACACAUGCACACACACACACACACAUUCCCUGUAUGUUGCCAUCUGAAUAAAGCUCCAUCCUGCAGCA
Lates calcarifer (barramundi perch) is the source of this 508-nucleotide messenger RNA. RefSeq names its product serine protease inhibitor Kazal-type 1. Lineage: Eukaryota; Metazoa; Chordata; Actinopteri; Centropomidae. The coding region runs from base 61 to 423 and encodes 120 amino acids. The transcript is spliced from 4 exons. Gene Ontology annotation, molecular function: serine-type endopeptidase inhibitor activity; protein binding. The record is from RefSeq and is a predicted model, not a curated record.